GCACAAAAUGUCUCCAACCUCCAGAAACACAGAGCUACCAAGUCUCAGGCAUCUCUAACAAAAAUGACAAAACUCAUAGGAAGAAGCAGAGUUUUAUGGAACUGAUGGAAAAUGCCAGAAUGAAAAGAACCAGAACUGUAUGUGCGUCAGGCCUCACACUGUGGCACUUUUUGCAGCUCUCAGACAAGUUUGGCUAUGAUGUAUCACAUACGUAACAUCCAAAGCAUGGCAUGUUCAGAGAGCUCCAAUAGCUCUUUCCCUGCUGCCAAUACUCCCUGGAGCUUGGCCACAAAAUCCCACAUGGAGCUGCACGUGUGCCUCAGAGCUGCGCUGUGAAAUAUAUCCAGUAAAAGGUUGUAGACUCUUCAGCAGUUUGAAGGGCCUGGCACUGGUGCAGGCUUUUCUCCCAUCAGCCAAGCUGAUGCCUUUAAUGUUUAUAAUAUAACGUUUAUUUUGUACUUGCAAAUUGUGUUAUUUCAGUAAUGUAUAGUUGUUCAGGAUAUAGAAGACUUAUACUCAAGAUACAGGAACUAGGUGGUUGAAGAAGCAGAUGUAAGUCUCAGAGCAGGGAACUGUUUUGUGACAAGUUCUUAGGUAACAGAAGAUAGUUUGCAUAAAGUUCCUGCCACAACAAGGAUGUUCUUAAUCGAAUCAUAGAAUCACCAAGGUUGUAAAAGACCCCCAAGAUCAUCUAGUCCAACCAUCCUACCUGCCACCAAUAUUUCCAAUAAGAUGAGAACGGGUGUUUGGUGCUGCUCUCAGCAAAGCAUCCCACAAAAGCAACUUGAGAAAGACCAGAGUGUUCAAAUAAAGGACGUACCAAACAACAAUGGAGGGUUCCAAGACCCCCACCACAAAUAGACUAAAAGACUGAGCAUGUGCAAGGAAGUGGAGCCCUAUUUUAGCGAUUUUAGGGAAAAAUAUUGAAUAUGUAUGUACUUUCCAGGAGAAUCUUUACAUAUGUAACAGAAGUAAUGUUUGUAAGCUGAAGAUCUCUUGCACCAGCUGCACGCGUUAGGCAGAACAAUCCCCCACGCAUUGUGUGCUGCAAUAAAGACUGUGUGCAGCUUAAUACCACGCUGGCCAUGAGGAGUUUCAUUCAGACUGGAGCAGGCCCAGUGUCAGGGGAGGCACCCCGACACUGUCACCCAUUUAAAACUGCGUGGGAAACAUUGUUUCUGGAGGCAUGAACCCCGCAGACAAGCUUCUAAGAGGCAGAAGUGCAAAGCAUUCAGGGUGAAAUAAGGUCGGAAAACACUGGUAAAUGAUAGCAAGAAGUAGGAAAGUGUUGGCGCUAAGCGUUUGAGGCGUGGGCACCCACCGGGGGCUGGCGGCGAGGGGCGCUCAGAAGGCCCCUCAGGGAGACCCCGGCUCCCCGCGGCGUCAUUUCGCCGCUCGGCAGUGCGGGAAAGGGGGGGCGGCGUCCUGAGGGGGAGAGGAGGAGGGAAGGGCGGGAAGGGGGAGUGGGGCGGCCUCGCACGUGUAGGAAGGCCAGGCAUGGGGGCUUUCUGCUUUCGGCCCUGGGAGCCCCGCCGCUAAGCCCGCAUCUCCAGCGCAGCCCUUCCCGCCGCCGCGAGGAGCCGUGCCCGGGCCCCAGCUCUCCAUCCAGCAUGUUGCCCUGUGGACCAGCUUUGACAUUUGUUCGGUGCUUGGUGCGUAAGAAGAAUGUCAAGGGGGAAGGUCUUGAGGACUCGUUGUGCCGAUGCUUAUCUACGCUGGACCUUAUAGCACUGGGAGUUGGAAGCACCCUUGGUGCUGGUGUCUACGUCCUUGCUGGAGAAGUUGCCAAGUCGAAUUCUGGACCUAGCAUUGUUGUUUCUUUCCUCAUUGCUGCCCUGGCAUCGGUGAUGGCAGGUCUCUGCUAUGCUGAGUUUGGUGCUCGUGUUCCCAAGACUGGUUCUGCAUAUUUAUAUACUUACGUAGCUGUUGGUGAACUGUGGGCCUUUAUCACCGGUUGGAAUCUCAUUUUAUCCUAUGUUAUAGGUACAUCAAGUGUAGCAAGAGCUUGGAGUGGCACCUUUGAUGAACUUCUUGGGAAACAGAUUAGUCACUUCUUCAGAACCUACUUCAAAAUGAAUUACCCUGGUCUGGCAGAGUAUCCUGACUUCUUUGCUGUAUUCCUUAUAUUGCUCUUGUCAGGUCUGUUAUCAUUUGGAGUAAAAGAAUCUGCAUGGGUGAAUAAAAUUUUCACUGCUAUUAACAUCUUGGUCCUACUCUUUGUUAUGAUUUCUGGUUUUGUGAAGAGAGAUGUUGACAACUGGAGAAUAAGUGAAGAAUAUCUCAUAAACCUUUCUGCAAUAACAGAGAAUUUUUCAUCCUACAAGAAUGUGACAAGUAUAUAUGGGAGUGGUGGCUUUAUGCCAUAUGGUUUCACAGGAACACUGGCUGGUGCUGCAACCUGUUUCUAUGCUUUUGUAGGAUUUGACUGCAUUGCAACCACUGGUGAAGAGGUCAAGAAUCCUCAGAAAGCCAUACCCAUUGGAAUUGUGGUGUCCUUGCUCGUCUGCUUCAUGGCCUAUUUUGGAGUUUCAGCUGCAUUGACUCUUAUGAUGCCAUAUUAUCUGCUAGAUGAGAAAAGUCCUCUGCCAGUAGCAUUUGCAUAUGUUGGAUGGGGUCCUGCAAAAUACGUUGUAGCGGUGGGAUCCCUCUGUGCUUUGUCUACAAGUCUUCUUGGAUCCAUUUUCCCAAUGCCACGUGUAAUCUAUGCUAUGGCGAAGGAUGGGUUGCUUUUCAAAUGUCUAGCUCAAAUCAAUUCCAAAACGAAGACCCCAGUAGUUGCUACUCUAUCGUCUGGUGCAGUAGCAGCUAUUAUGGCAUUUCUGUUUGACCUAAAGGCUUUAGUGGACAUAAUGUCUAUUGGCACACUUCUUGCUUAUUCACUUGUGGCAACCUGUGUCCUCAUUCUUAGGUACCAACCCAGUUUAACCUAUGAGCAACCCAAAUAUUCUCCAGAAAAAGCAGCCUUGGCUGCAUCAGAAAGAGAAUCUGCUGUAAGUGAAUCACAGAUAAAUAUGAUACAGGAAAGUCACUUCAGUCUUCAGACUCUGAUUAAUCCAUCCAGUUUACCUACAGAACAGACUGCAACUACUGUAAACUGUUUAGUGGGUCUGUUAGCUUUCUUGGUUUGUGGCUUGAGUGCUCUCACUACAUAUGGGACUCAUUUCAUUGCUAACUUGGAACCCUGGAGUACUGGCCUUCUUGCUGCAUUGGUGGUGUUCUUCAUAGUUACCAUUCUCCUCAUCCAAAGGCAGCCUCAGAACCAGCAGAAAGUGGCCUUUAUGGUUCCAUUAUUGCCAUUUUUACCAUCACUCAGUAUCCUGGUAAAUAUUUAUCUAAUGGUACAAUUAAGUGCAGAUACUUGGAUCAGGUUUAGCAUCUGGAUGGCACUUGGCUUCAUUAUUUAUUUUACUUAUGGCAUCAGGCACAGUCUUGAAGGUCAUCACAGCAAUGGAGAUGAAGAUUCUUGUUCAGAAAAUAGUGGGCUGCAAGAAAAGAACCCUAUGGAAGAAGUGGAUGAACCUGAAAAUGCAAAUGAAAGUGAUAAAUUUCUUGCACAUGAAAGGACAAGUGAAUGCUAAUUUAUGUAAACAAACAAGUCUUUUAAACCUUUAAUUGAUAUUUUACUUGUGGACUGAAAUUUCAAAAGCUUUCUACCAACAUUGUUCCUCUUGAAAGUGUUUACUACAAGGCCUGGCUGAUGCUUUGGACAAGCUGCUAAUCCAUCUUCAUCAUUUCAGAACUGACAGCAUGGAAGUUAAUAUUUAAAUAAAACAAACAAACAAGAGAAGUACCCUUUGGCAAGCAGAAAUCUGGAGGUAUUGUUUGAACUGAUAUACACUGUUGCCGGCAAUUACAAAAUAUGAAGAACUUUGAAACUACUUGCAAGAAAUUCAGAAUAUUUUACACUGCAUUAUAAACACAAGUGCCUUUUACAUGUCCUCCUUAUUUCUAUUACAUGGUCUGGUGUCCCAAAUAACAAUGCAACUAACUCACCAGUAAAAUACCAGGUACUAUUUUUUGUUGCUACAGAAAUCUCAUGGGAGAAAAAUUGAAAAAUUGAAGCCUGGAAAAUACUUGCGAAACAAAUGAUAAAUUGACGGACCUGAUGCUUUGCAAAAAGUAGAAGAUCAUGAAUUUAUAUAAAAAUAGUAAAGAAAGAAUUGCUUACCCUUACUAAUUAGUAGUCAUUAAGAACUCAAAUAGAAAAGAUCCUUUAAAGGCUUUAUUUCCCUCUAAAUUUUCACUUCUGUCUUACAUGAAUUCUUUUCAAUUCAGAGAUGUUCUUUAUAUAAAAUAAUACUUCCAAGAGGGAUUAUGUUGUUUUCUGCAAAAACUUCUCUUCAGAAAAAAUAUGCCCCAAAUCCUGACCUUCUUUUCAGAUAGAAGGGGAGCUGAAAAAAACACCAAACCCAGGCUUUGGAAAGAAUGCUUUUCAAA
Phasianus colchicus (ring-necked pheasant) is the source of this 4437-nucleotide messenger RNA. RefSeq names its product solute carrier family 7 member 2 (gene SLC7A2). The record is from RefSeq and is a predicted model, not a curated record. Gene Ontology annotation, cellular component: plasma membrane. Lineage: Eukaryota; Metazoa; Chordata; Aves; Galliformes; Phasianidae. Gene Ontology annotation, molecular function: L-arginine transmembrane transporter activity; L-ornithine transmembrane transporter activity; L-lysine transmembrane transporter activity. Gene Ontology annotation, biological process: L-arginine import across plasma membrane; L-ornithine transmembrane transport.